UCUACGCUUUCGGUAACCGGAAGUGUUGUGUUCGCUGCGUGUGCUUCAGUCGGUGUGUUUAUCAGCUGCUGUCAUUAAUUAAUUUACUUUAAUUUAACGGAAUUUAUUUUAUUUUGCUGUGACUGUGAGUCUGUCUGUGUUCAAACGGCGGGAAAACACGUCACCAGGAUGAAGCUCCGGGUUCGGAUCAGCCGUCAGACCAGCCGGGUGGAGUUACCGGGAGCAGAACCGAGUCUGAGGGAGCUGCUGGACCACGUCCGGGACACGGUGCUGCCUUCUCAUGGACUCAGCGCAGACACACACUUCAGUUUGUCUCUGAACGGUUCUGAGGUUCUGACGGACUCCGGUCAGACUCUGUCGUCCUGCGGCAUCGUCUCCGGGGAUUUGAUCUGCGUCGUCCUGGCUGAACCUGCCAACGCCAACGCCAACCAGUCCUCCACCUCCACCUCCACCUCCACCAACACACCGAGCAGCAGCACAGAGAACCAGAGGACAGAGCAGAACCAACAGAACCAACAGAACCAACAGACCGCGGACAUGACGUCCAACCAGCCCGACAGCAGCUCUGUGGCGCCGGCAGACUCCGAGCAGACGUCUGCAGACCCGCUGGACUCCGUCGGACCUUCGGCGUCCACCUGGGAGCCGAUGCUGUGCAGCGAGGCCGAGGACGGGCAGGCGCCGCUCUCUCUGGACCUGCUGUACCACUCGGCCCAGACCGCCAGCCCCAGCGACGCCAUCAUGGUGGCCGGACAUCAGCUGAUGCUGGAGACCGGGUUUCUUCCUCAGGGCUCUGAGCUGCAGCCGGCUGACAUGCCUGCAGGGUGGAGGUCGUCAGCUGGACUCUACAAGCUGCAGUACACCCACCCUCUGUGCGAGCACAGCCUGGCCAUGGUGCUGUCGGUGUGCAUGGGCCCCGUGCUCGUCAUCAACGCGACUCUGAAGGUGAACCAGACCGUGGACGCGGUCCGUAAACUGUGUCUGAACCCCUCCACCUACGUGACCGACGAGUGGCCAGGAGGAAGUGCAGCGGCGGCGUUCAAAGAUCUGAACAAACUGUCCCGGGUCUUCAAAGACCAGCUGGCGUACCCGCUGAUCGCCGCCGCCCGAGAAGCGAUGGCGCUGCCGGUGGCGUUCGGUCUGGCGGCUCUUCCUCCGGAGCUCCUCCUCAGAGUCCUCCGCCUGCUGGACGUCUGCUCCGUGCUGAGGCUGUCGGCAGUCUGCAGGCGCUUUAACGCGGCCACGGCCGACUCCACGCUGUGGAGACACCUGUACCGCCGAGACUUCACAGAUUCAGAUCCCAGCAGACCCAGAGACACGGACUGGAAGGAGCUUUACAAACGCUCUCACAAACUUCGCUGUGACCUCCGGCGAGUUCGCCACCGCUCCCUCCCGCCGUUCCCCCGACUGCCCCGAGACAUCUUCAACCCGCUGCCCGUCCCGCUCCACCCGCCGCUGCCCGGGAUCAUCGGCGGCGAGUACGACCAGAGGCCGAACCUGCCCCACGGCCUCCUCCCACGACCCCGCUACGACCCCAUCGGCCCGCCUCGAGUCCGACCGACGGGAAGACGACCUGCAGACGUCCGGCGAGGUUUCAUCUGAUUGGUCUGGACAGGAAGUGAUGUCACUGUUUGGGGAUGUUUGAUUUCAGCUCCGAUCAGUCGACAGAAACUGAGAUUAAAGACGUUUCCUGCAGCUUCAUGGAUUUAUUCUUAUUAUUUAAUAAAAUAACAGAGUCAGACCUCUUUGUCUAACAAACCGUCUGAGCUGUACGGAAGCCCAUCAGGGCCAAGAAAAGAGAAAAUAUGUGAAAUGACAAAGAGGUAAGUCAAAAUGACGAGGCGGCAUCAUCGUCAUCAUAGUUUGUGUUUUUACUAACAAAGUUCAAGAUUUCUGACUAAAUAUGACAAAUAACAAACACUGGAAUAAUCUGCAUUAAACAGAAACAGAAACUA
Larimichthys crocea (large yellow croaker) is the source of this 1952-nucleotide messenger RNA. RefSeq names its product F-box protein 7 (gene fbxo7). The transcript has 10 exons. The record is from RefSeq and is a predicted model, not a curated record. NCBI's taxonomy places the organism in Eukaryota, Metazoa, Chordata, Actinopteri, Sciaenidae. Gene Ontology annotation, biological process: positive regulation of autophagy of mitochondrion. Gene Ontology annotation, molecular function: protein kinase binding. Bases 169 to 1599 code for a protein of 476 amino acids.